This is a messenger RNA of Dermatophagoides pteronyssinus (European house dust mite), 1101 nucleotides long. RefSeq lists its product as uncharacterized. The record is from RefSeq and is a predicted model, not a curated record. NCBI's taxonomy places the organism in Eukaryota, Metazoa, Arthropoda, Arachnida, Sarcoptiformes, Pyroglyphidae.
AAAAGGUCGAGAAUAUUUGGCGUCGAUAGGUCGACAAUUUCUUCUUUCCUUUUUUUUGUUGUUGUUGAGUAUAAAAGAACAUAGAUUCGAUUCGUUUUAGAUUCAUUUGCUAAGUGUGUAUGGUAAUCAAUUGACUAUAUGAAAAGAAAAAUGAAAUUGACUUUAGCAUUUAUUUUAGCCAUUUUUGUUGCCAAUUCUUCGGCAUUACUUUUUCGAUCAAGAACCACCAAUCCAAGCAAGGUAGUUGUUCAAUCUCCAGCUGUAAAAACAGUUCGACAUGGAUUCCGAAAUUUUCCAAUUGUACAACAACAGAUUCAACAGAUGCCCGAAUCUGAUCGAGUUGAACAGAUUCCAAUGAUUGACAAUGUUUAUCGUCAACCAAUUCGAUCAUACAAUGAACCAUUAAAUAUUCCAGUAUUUUCAUCACAUAAUUUACAAGUAAUUCCGGUCAAUGUUGAAACACCAAUGCAACAAUCACAAGUGAUUGCAAUCGAACCAAGUACACAGGCCAUACAUUUAGUAUUCAAAUCUGUUAGUAAUCCAUUAUCGAUUCAUCAACAACAUAGUCCAGGUGAACGUUCAUUUUAUGAAACUACUCGGUCAGAAGAACCAGCACAUAUUAUUCGACAUGAAGUUUAUAAGCCGGUAGUACAGGAAUUACAGGAAACUAUUCAACCAUAUCGACAGGUUACUCAAGAAAUUAGACCAGUCAUUGAAAAAGUAAACGUUAUUGUACCAAAAGCUGAACAAGUUAACCGAAAAUAUGUUGAUCAUGUUCAACGGGAUUUUAUUGUACCAAUGUUACCGGGAUUGCCUAAAUUUCCAAAAUUACCAUCAAUAAUUUUUCCAAGACCCGUUGUUCAGCAACCAGAACAACAGCAACAACAACGAUUUCCAGUUCAACAACAACAACAACAAGAAGUUCGUGAACAACAACAACAACAACAACAACAAGUUUCAAAUUUACAAUCAUCACCUGAACGAUAUACAGUACCAAUAAUUAUUGAACAUCCACAACAACAAAGAAUUGAAGAUACAAAUGAAGAAAACUUUGAUUGAAUAAAAUUCUGAUUGAUUUCAAAAUGACGAAAUGAAGAAAUC